Messenger RNA from Plasmodium knowlesi strain H, 606 nucleotides. Its product is annotated as phosphopantothenoylcysteine decarboxylase, putative. Lineage: Eukaryota; Apicomplexa; Aconoidasida; Haemosporida; Plasmodiidae. The record is from RefSeq and is a predicted model, not a curated record. The transcript is spliced from 3 exons. Gene Ontology annotation, molecular function: phosphopantothenoylcysteine decarboxylase activity; FMN binding. Gene Ontology annotation, cellular component: phosphopantothenoylcysteine decarboxylase complex. The coding region runs from base 1 to 606 and encodes 201 amino acids. Gene Ontology annotation, biological process: coenzyme A biosynthetic process.
AUGAACCUCCUCAUUGGUGUUAGUGCAAGUGUCGCCGCCAUCAAACUUGGUGAAGUGAAAAAACGUAUAAAGGAAAGGUGCGCCGAGAGCAACCUGGACGUGGAAAUAAAAUACGUGGCGACCACUCUGGCAUAUGACAAUUUUCUGAAACCACUAGACUUUGAUGAAAAGGUUCUUUUGGAUAAGGACGAGUGGGCAUGGCAAAAGAUGGGGGAUGAUAUUUUGCAUGUCGAGCUGAGGAAGUGGGCCGAUCUCUUCGUCAUUUGCCCGAUGGAUGCAAACACACUGGCGUCUGUGUCUUCCGGGGCUUGCCCCAACCUCCUGACCUGCAUCUGCCGGUGCUGGGAUUUCAAGAAGCCAAUGCUCGUAUUCCCCUGUAUGAACACGCACAUGUACGAGCAUCCCGUGACGCGAGAGCAGAUGAAGCGGAUAAUGUCCUGGGGCGUGCAGGUCGUGGAGCCAGUGGAGAAGCUCCUCGCUUGCGGAGACUACGGAAUAGGAGCUCUGCCCCCCGUGGAGGACGUCGUUGGAGAGAUCGUCAAGUACAUAAAAAGGCACCACCUCGAGGUGGAGAAAAAAAAAAUUCACACUACGCAGGUGUGCUGA